Messenger RNA from Cornus florida, 2207 nucleotides. RefSeq names its product protein NAR1. The record is from RefSeq and is a predicted model, not a curated record. Gene Ontology annotation, molecular function: 4 iron, 4 sulfur cluster binding. Bases 253 to 1701 code for a protein of 482 amino acids. NCBI's taxonomy places the organism in Eukaryota, Viridiplantae, Streptophyta, Magnoliopsida, Cornales, Cornaceae. Gene Ontology annotation, cellular component: cytosol. The transcript has 11 exons.
GUUGGAUAAGCGGAGAUAUUUCUCCACUCUAAUUUGUGUCGGACUUUUCUCAAACGUACGCGACCCUCUUCUCCACCGGGUCCGAUCGACCUCUAUCUCUCUGUCUCUGAUAAACCCAUCCUAUUACCUUUCUUUCUCCUCCUCGUUCCCAAAUACUAUUUGAAGUUAUAGGUGUCAAUUAUUUUCUUUAUCGCUAUAUAUAGUUGUAUAUAAACACAUAUAGAUACAUAUAUAUUUUCAAGGCGGAGAGAGAUGUCGGAGAAAUUCUCUGCAACACUUAGAAUUGGGGACCUCAAUGACUACAUAGCACCUUCACAAGGUUGCGUUGUUUCUCUUAACGGACUCAAGGCCAAAUCCACCAAGCUCGACAAAUCAUUGAAUCCUGAGAAGGUUGGCUCCUCUAUUGAACCACUGCAGACAAAACCAGUGCAGAUUUCACUCAAGGACUGCUUAGCAUGCAGUGGGUGCAUAACAUCAGCAGAGACAGUUAUGCUUCAGAAGCAAAGUUUAGAUGAGUUUCUUUCGCAGAUCAAUGAAGGGAAGGCUGUUAUUGUCUCUCUCUCUCCCCAGUCAAGGGCUUCUCUUGCCGUUCAUUUUGGCCUUUCCCCACUUGAAGUUUUUAGGAAACUUACAACAUUUCUCAAGUCCUUGGGAGUGAAGGCUAUAUUCGAUACCAGCUGCAGUAGAGAUAUAUCACUUAUUGAAUCGUGCAAUGAAUUCAUAUCACGUUACAAACAAAGUCAUUCAAUGGAUGAUGAAAAACAUAAAUCAUCUCUACCCAUGAUUUCCUCAGCUUGUCCAGGUUGGAUAUGCUAUGCCGAAAAAACUCUUGGAUCCUAUAUUUUGCCUUAUAUAUCCUCAGUGAAGAGUCCCCAACAAACUAUUGGAGCUAUCAUCAAGCACCAGAUAUGCCAAAAGCUAUCUCUUAGGCCAGAUGAAAUCUACCACGUGACAGUGAUGCCUUGUUAUGAUAAAAAGCUUGAGGCUGCUAGGGAUGACUUUGUGUUUCAAGUGGAACAUCAAGGUGAUGGUCAUGAGAAUGCUAGUAUAGAAAUUACAGAGGUAGACUCUGUGUUGACAUCUGGAGAGAUAUUAGACUUGAUACAGUUAAAAUCAGUAGAUUUCAAAGCAUUGGAAGAGUCUCCCCUAGAUAAAUUGCUAACAAAUGUUAAUGACGAGGGACAUCUUUAUGGGGUUUAUGGAAGCUCUGGAGGAUAUGCAGACACAAUUUUUCGAUAUGCUGCUAAAAUGCUUUUUGGGAGAGAAAUUAAAGGCCCUCUGGACUAUAAGACUAUAAGGAAUUCAGAUUUCCAAGAGGUGACUCUUGAAGUGGAAGGCAAAACAUUACUGAAGUUUGCCCUAUGUUAUGGCUUCAGAAACCUGCAGAAUGUUGUGAGGAAAAUCAAAAUUGGAAAAUGCGAUUACCAUUAUCUGGAGGUUAUGGCAUGCCCGUCAGGGUGCUUGAAUGGUGGUGGUCAAAUCAAGCCAAAGUCAGGGCAAUCUGGCAAGGAUUUGAUUCAAUCAUUAGAAAAUGCUUAUAUGGAAAAUGUUUUGGUUGCUGAUCCUUUUGAGAAUCCCCUUGUAAAAAGUUUAUAUGAUGUGUGGCUUGAGCAACCUGGUUCAGAGAAAGCUAAGAAACACAUGCACACGGCAUACCACCCUGUUGUAAAAAGUAUUACUUCUCAGUUACAGAACUGGUGAGAGGAGGUUUUUGUCCCAAAUUCCAUUUCUAGUGGAAUGGUGGAGACUCCCGUUUUGUGUUUCCUCAAAUCCACUUCUGUUCCAAAGUGUUCCUGUGGCAAGUGGCACAAGGAUUCAUUUACCUUAACAUCCAUCACCUCUUGGAUGUGGUAUUGCAAAUAUGGACGAGUCCAAUUUUGGUAGAGAGAACAGAUUAUCCAUGAGGGCACUCCUCCGGUCAUGUAUAUAUAACCUGCGUUUUGAUUUUUGUUUUUCUUAUCAUAGAAAUAGUUCGUUGCGGGUGAACUUAUAUAGAAUUAUGUAUGUAAAGCAUACACCAUUUUCAUUGUUUAUUCUUUUCUUUUUUGUGCAUGGGGUCCAGGAAUAUCCGGUGCAUGUAUACUAAUCCUUUUUCUUGUAAUUUUUCACAAUUCUCUGUAUUUAAACUGUCAGGAAAGAGUGAUGCCCUGUUAUGGAACUAAACAACACACUUUUAAGAGUUUUAUUUUCGUUCCUUGAUUGACAAA